This is a messenger RNA of Odobenus rosmarus divergens (Pacific walrus), 813 nucleotides long. RefSeq names its product homeobox D12 (gene HOXD12). Gene Ontology annotation, biological process: regulation of DNA-templated transcription. The transcript is spliced from 2 exons. Gene Ontology annotation, molecular function: sequence-specific double-stranded DNA binding; DNA-binding transcription factor activity, RNA polymerase II-specific. NCBI's taxonomy places the organism in Eukaryota, Metazoa, Chordata, Mammalia, Carnivora, Odobenidae. The record is from RefSeq and is a predicted model, not a curated record. Bases 1 to 813 code for a protein of 270 amino acids.
AUGUGUGAGCGCAGUCUCUACAGGGCGGGCUAUGUGGGCUCGCUUCUGAAUCUGCAGUCGCCUGACUCCUUCUACUUCUCCAACCUGCGGCCGAAUGGCGGCCAGUUGGCAGCGCUCCCCCCCAUCUCAUACCCGCGAGGCGCGCUGCCCUGGGCCACCACGCCUGCCUCCUGCGCCCCAGCGCAGCCUGCCGGUGCCACGGCUUUCAGCAGCUUCUCGCAGCCCUACCUGGCUGGUUCCGGGCCGCUUGGCCUACAGCCCCUGGGCGCCAAGGACGGACCCGAAGAGCAGGCCAAGUUUUAUGCGCCCGAUGUGGCUGCCGGGCCGGAGGACCGUGGCCGUGCGCGGCCGCCCUUCGUCCCCGAGUCCAGCCUGGCCCCCGCGGCCGCUGCUCUCAAAGCGGCCAAGUAUGACUACGCGGGUGUGGGCCGCGCGGCAGCCGGCUCUGCAGCCCUGCUCGAGGGGACCCCCUGCGCUGCCGGCUUCAAGGAAGACGCCAAGGGCCCGCUCAACUUGAACAUGACAGUGCAGGCUGCGAGCGUCGCCUCUUGCCUGCGACCUUCGCUGCCCGACGGCCUGCCGUGGGGGGCGGCCCCAGGGAGGACCCGCAAGAAGCGGAAACCCUACACCAAGCAGCAGAUUGCGGAGCUGGAGAACGAAUUCCUCCUCAACGAAUUCAUCAACCGCCAGAAGCGCAAGGAAUUGUCCAACAGGCUGAACCUCAGCGACCAGCAGGUCAAAAUCUGGUUCCAGAACCGGCGUAUGAAAAAGAAGCGCGUGGUCCUGCGCGAGCAGGCUCUGGCGCUAUACUAG